Meloidogyne enterolobii is the source of this 1246-nucleotide messenger RNA. NCBI's taxonomy places the organism in Eukaryota, Metazoa, Nematoda, Chromadorea, Rhabditida, Meloidogynidae. The record is from the annotation of a GenBank genome assembly.
AUGGAGAAAUAUCCAAAUUAUGUACCCCCUUUGCCAGUUGGAUUUGGUUGGAGUGAAGAUGAGGAGGAUGAUUUUACUGACCAGCCUUCUUCUACUUACCAACUAACAACUCCUUCAUUUUCACAUUUUCAAUUAGAACCAAAUACUUCAUUAAACAACAAAAAUAAUUUAAAUAAUAAUUACAACACUUCAAAUAAAAUGUUACAAAUUGAAGAAUUGGUUGAGAAAAAUAGGCAAGCUGAUCAACAAGAUUUAAUUAAUUUGGAACAGUCUGGAAUUGUUAUUUCAUUUGAAGAAAAUACUAGUCUUUCUUGCCCUUCUUCUACUAGUCCUUUAAAUUCUAAUUUAAAAUAUCACCCUCUACCUUUACAAUCAAUUGCCUAUGAUUAUACUUGUCUUCCUUUGCGAAUAGUGGAGCAAGAACGUAAAUUUUUACCUUUGAUUGGAGAAAUGAGCUCUCCUUUUCUUCGGCCAAUACUUGUUGAUGGAAUUGGAUUAAUUAAAGCUUAUUGGGAAGGUUGUAGUGAAGAUGAUGAGGAUGGAAAUAAUGGCAAUAUUUCUUAUUUACGAGAUGAUGAUAGAAGUUUCCCAAUAAUUCCAAUUAUUCGAUGUUUAUUUUACUGGAUUUCUCGUGGCCAUUUAACAAAGCUUUGCUUCCCAAUCGAUUAUAACCCAAUUGCGAAUCGACAAGAAUAUGCUGUAAAUGAUCAAAAUCUUAAAACUUUAAAACAAUUGGAAACUUUUGGAAUUGCUUUAUUUUUUGAUUCUAAUUCUGUUAAUUGGUUUGCAGAUAAAAAAGAUUCAAUACGCGCUUGUUUAAUUACUUCUAUGGUCCAUUAUGUAGAGGGAAUGCCUUCUAGUCUUCGACGACAAAAUUAUAGCUACAAAACUUGGAAUGAGACCCAUAUGUGUUCAGAACGUACUUUGCAGCCUUAUUAUGGUCCUAGAGGUGAUUUAGUAUUUUUCUCCCCAAUCAAAGGAGUUAAAAAAGAAUUUGUGACAGACACUGUUCUAGAUAAUGAUAUAAAAACUGAAGAAGAAUUUAAACAAUUUGAACGUUUUCAACUUCGAUUUAUUAAUCAAGCAAAACAUUUAAAAAUUCUUUAUGAUUUACUUCCAAAAGAAAAACGGGCACAAGAAGCACAUGUAAUGGUUGCUUUAUUGAAUAGACUUGAAUGGCAUUUAACUCAUUGAAAAGUAUUUGAUAUAUUUUUAAAAAUUUAAUUACGAGUAUAUAUUUAAUGCA